Messenger RNA from Plasmodium knowlesi strain H, 4584 nucleotides. Its product is annotated as DNA repair protein rhp16, putative. NCBI's taxonomy places the organism in Eukaryota, Apicomplexa, Aconoidasida, Haemosporida, Plasmodiidae. Gene Ontology annotation, molecular function: DNA binding; ATP binding; ATP-dependent chromatin remodeler activity. The record is from RefSeq and is a predicted model, not a curated record. Bases 1 to 4584 code for a protein of 1527 amino acids. The transcript is spliced from 2 exons.
AUGGGUGAUAACCUGGAUAAAAUAUUUUCUAAGAAGGAACAAUUUUUUAAAGAAAUAAUUGAUACGAACUGCAUAUUCGUUAAGGAGCUAAAAAACUGGGUUGGCACAAAUUACAUCAAGAGGUUGAAGCUGAAAAAGGAGUCGCUGAAUCUGACCCCCAAGUUGUUGAUAAACCGGACAAAGUCGAAAGCCAGCCGCUGUCGAGUGUGCGGAUUUGCGAUCGAAAAGAACACUUUACGUAUAGGGUACCCGACGAAAGAUCCCAGGGGAAACUACGGUUUUAUAAGUUGUUGGGUCCACCUGGACUGCAGCAGAAAAAUCCUUUACGCCAUUUUGUAUACGCAAGAAAAUGAGCCACACUUGAAGGCGUACCUAAACAACGAAGAACACAAUGUGUGUGAGGGGGAGUACAAUUUGCAUGAACAGUUCAUAUAUGAAAACAUAAACUGGGAAUUUUUUUUUGGAGGAUUUGACGAACUGGAUGAUGAAGAAAAGGAAAAGUUAAAAGAAACGGCCAAGCCGUGUGAAAUAAAGAAUGGCAUGAAGGGGAGGAACAGUUUUGAAGCGCUGAUGAAUCAGGAGAAAGAAGCAUUCAGCGCAAGCAAUUUGAUUAAACAAGAAAGUCGAGUUAUCGAAAAUAAAUUAAAAAUUCCAAAGGAACUUAAAUUUGAUUUGUUGGAAUAUCAGAAGGAGGGAGUAUCUUGGAUGAUUAACCAAGAGGAGUCCAGCGUUAAGGGGGGUAUCUUGGCCGAUGAAAUGGGCAUGGGAAAAACCAUACAGGCCAUUACGCUAAUUUUGUGUCAGAAAAUUAAUAAAUUAAAGGCAGAAGCGGAGGGGCAUUCCAAACAAGACAACGGGGAAUCGGCAAAAAUGGAGUGCGCAACGGGUAUCCAGGUGAAAGUGAAGGAGGAGUCAGACAAUAGCGUGGUGGUUAUUAACAGCGGGGGAGGGAGUUCAGAAGAUGGAGGAUGUGUUAAGAAGGAGAAGAUUAAGGAGAGAAAAUCCAAGAAGGCUACAACAAGAAAGAGGGGAAGUGGCAAGAAGGAAACCGUUUACAAGGGGAAGCCCAAGAACGAAAAUGCGGAAGAGCUUGCGCAAGGUAAAAAAGACAAGAGCCAAGGACAGACACUGAUCAUUGCGCCCAUUGCAGCGGUAAUGCAAUGGAAAUCAGAGAUAGAAAAAUUCAUAGAAGGAGAUAUCCUAAAAGUGUAUGUAUACCAUGGAAGUGUAAAAAAAGUAUCAUUUGAAGAACUCCAAAAAUACGAUAUCAUUAUUACAUCUUAUGCCAUGGUAGAGGUGCACUUUCGAAAAAUAAUAAACAAGUACAAGGUUCCGUGCGAAUAUUGCGGGAGGUUAUAUCUUCCCAACACGCUGGUGCUUCAUAAGAAGUACUUUUGUGGGCCAGAUGCUGUUAGAACGGAAAAAUUAAAAAAGAGAAAAAAAAAAAACAAAGAUACUGCACUAGUGGCUAUGAAAAAGUUUGACGAUAAUUUUGUGCCGACGCCAAGAAAUGUUCUCCUGGAAAUAAUGAAUGAAAGUAAAAGGGAUAGUAAGGGGGGUAAAAGUGAAGAGGCCCAUUCGGCAAAGGGGAAGAAGAAAAGGGGAAAACCCAAAAAGGAGGAAAACCCUAUCACCUACAGAAGCGGAAGAACAGGAAGCGAUGCCAUUAUUGUGAGCUCGGGGGAGGAUCACCAAGAAAGCGAGAGCAGUUCCGUGUCGAACAAGCCGGUGUAUUCCCCCCUGACGAGGAAAACGUCAAGUAGAGUAAUAGACCUGUGCAACUUAGGAUUUGAAAAAGAUAUAAUUGACAAGAGGAUCAGCAGCACGCAUAAGGGAAAAGGAAAGAAUAAAAAAAACAUAAAGUGGAAUGAUGUCAUUAGGGAUAUAUUGCAAAACCAUGAGUACACUGUCGAUAUGAAUAAUCGUUGUAAGGAUGUGUUGAAGGAUAUUUAUUUAAGUGAUAAGAUGAUAGAAGAGGAGGAAUUGAGGAGAUUAAACAUGGGAGAACUAAAAGUUCUGCUGAUAACAAUGGGUAAGCAUAUUUUUGGAACGAAGGUUGAACUUAUCAAUAGGGUUUUAGUUUCUUCCAGGUAUAUAAGACAAGAGCUGAUGUUAACCAAGGGGGAUGCGCAAAGCGAGGUGAUGUACAAGGCGGAGGACACAGAGAAAGGGGUGCUCAGUAAUAUGAGCAGCACCGCUUCGAGCGCAGCAGGAAUGGGGAUGACGCAUGGUGGUAAUAAUGGUGGUGAUUCAACUGCUUCUUUUGGUGGUGGUUUUGGAGAUCCUCCUGAUGAUGAAGAUUAUCGUGGCGAGGAGAACGGAACGGUGAAUCGGAGGAAAAGUGGCAGAGUACGACGGGGAGGGGCGAAGGGUAAGAACAACGUCAGGAGAAAAACGACGGGAGGGAAUUCCUGCACAUUGAGAAAAAGCAAGAGGAGAAACAGUUCAAGCGCCAAGGUAAAGUUGAAACGGAGAAGAAGAAGCAAUAGUAGUGUAGUCGACGGAAGUAUUAGCCCAAGCGACAGUGAUGAAUCGUUUAGGAUAGAUGAACUUGGGAGCGAUGUAGAAAAAUCCUCCUCCUUCUCCUCUUGGGAGAGCAAUACAAAGAAGGAAGACACAAGUGAUGCGUCCGACUCGGCUGAAUCGUACGGUUCGAUAAUUGUUGAAAAGGCGAAAAAGAAAAGAAACAAUAAGAAGAGCGGCGAAACUAGCAUUUUUGACGAGAGUGCUUUGCACCAAAUAGAGUGGAACAGGAUAAUUCUAGACGAAGCACACAGAAUAAAAAAUCGGAACACAUCAACGACUCAAUCAAUUUUCAAUUUAAAGUGUUCAGGCUACCGUUGGUGUUUGACUGGAACACCAUUACAGAACAGAAUAGGGGAAUUAUAUAGUUUGAUUAGGUUUCUUGAGUUCUACCCUUACGCAUAUUAUUUCUGUUCGAAGAAGGAUUGUAAAUGUAUGCUACUAAAUUACGAAAUGAAGGACAAUAAGUUUUGUUUUCUUUGUGACCACUCCAGAAUUAACCAUUUCAAUUAUUUCAACAAAAGGAUACUCAGACCGAUACAACUGUUUGGUUACAACGGGGAGGGAGUAACCAGUAUGUGUUAUUUAAAGAGUGAAGUGCUGGACAAAAUACUAUUAAGGAGAACUAAAGGAGAACGAAAGAAGGAUAUUAAAUUGAAUCCAUUACAUAUUACAAUUAGAAAGGAUAAAUUAUCAAAUGAGGAGAAGGAUUUUUAUGAAUCCCUUUACAAACAAACAUCUACCCAGUUUGAUACUUAUGUCAAGUCCAAUACUGUUUUGCACAACUAUGCUCAUAUCUUUGAUUUACUGAGCCGAUUAAGACAAGCUGCUGAUCACCCCUACUUGAUUCUUUUUGGAAAUUCCUUCCUUAGUGACCCCUCGGGGAAAUUCAUAAAAAAGAAUUCGUCCAUCAUCCCUGCCAUUUCAAAUGACUUCGUCUGUGGUAUCUGUUUGGAGAAUGUCCCGAAGAAGAUGAACAUCAGUAGCAAGUGUAACCACAAUUUCCACAAGCCAUGUUUGAAGCAGUAUAUUGAGAGUUUCCAGGUGGGGGGCACAUGUGGUGGUAAUGCUGUUGAUGGUGAUGGUGGUGGUGAUGAUGAUGAUGAUGAUGUGUUCAGUUGUGGGCCUUCCGGUGGCAGGGUAAGGAAGGCACACACCUACCAUUUGGGGGAGGAGUCAGACCAAAACGGAGGGAGUCUCUACGACAGAAACGAAAUCGUAUUCAAUGAAGAGCCAUCUAUGUGUGACACCGCCAACGAAGCAGAUGGAAAGAAACUAAAUAAGAAAGCCAAGUCCAUUUCAGUAGUUAAAUUUAAGGAUAAAGAAAAGAAAAAGUUCGUUAGUCUGUCAAGUAAAGAAGAAACGUCAGUGCAGGAUUUACCUCUCGGUUGUCCAGUAUGUUAUGUACCCUUAACUGUAGAUUUUAAUUUGCUGAAUCAAGUGGAAGAACAGGAUGAAGAAGAAAUGAUCGUAUGCAAGGAGGAAACUACUUAUAUUAACAAAAGCUUUAUUAACCGAAUUAAUACAAACGAAUAUCGAUCGAGUACCAAGAUAGAAGCAGUUUUUGAGGAAGUAAAAAAUGUGAUUCAUACCACAGAUGAUAAAUGCCUAAUAUUUUCACAGUAUUGUUCUAUGCUAGAUUUAAUUGAAUACCAUUUGAAGAAACACAACAUCAUUUGUUCGAAGUUGUUAGGUUACAUGCCCAUGGUAUCUAGGAAUAAUAUUCUCUACAAUUUUAACGAAGACAAACAUUUACGAGUUUUGCUGAUCAGUUUGAAGGCUGGUGGAGAGGGGCUAAAUUUACAGGUGGCCAAUCGUAUCUUCAUCGUAGAUCCGUGGUGGAACCCCGCCGCAGAGUUACAGGCAAUUCAGAGAGCCCACCGGAUUGGACAGACGAAAACAGUGUACGCCACGCGAUUCAUCAUAGAGAACACCGUUGAGGAGAAAAUCGUGCAGUUGCAGAAUAAGAAACAACUUGUGUUUGACUGCACCAUUGGGGAUUCGGGAAAUGCCAUGCAGAAGUUGACCAAGGAAGACUUGGCUUUUCUCUUCCACGCGUAG